This is a messenger RNA of Prorocentrum cordatum, 1096 nucleotides long. Lineage: Eukaryota; Dinophyceae; Prorocentrales; Prorocentraceae. The record is from the annotation of a GenBank genome assembly.
GUCUUAGGGUCGUCUUUGAGCGUCUUUUUGUUGUCUCGGUGCAAUUCCAUAGCCAUUUUGGCUCAAGCCGUGGUCCGCUUGCGUGGCGGCUGCGGAAGACGCAGAGGGCGCCCGUGGCCUGUCUCCGGGGGCGCCUCGUCACGGGCGGGACUGGCCCCGAUGUCCGCUUGUGCCCGGGGGCGCCGCGCCGCAGGCUGGUACGGCGCCUGGCUCCUGGCGCACGUAGGAGCCGCAGGCGCACCGGCUGGACACCUCGAGCCGUUCGGCAGCUGGGCCCCUGGCAAGCCCAUCAAGGAGUGGACGAGCCUGCCGAGUCCCCUGGAGUUCUUCGAACACUGCCAGCUGGAUGGGGGUGCCAGCGAGCCAGUGCUGAUGCGCGGUGCGGCUAAGGGAAUGCCCGCCAUGGACUGGACGAGCGACGAGUACCUCCUGGAGAAGUUCGGUGGUUCCAAGAUCUCCGGCGUGGAAUAUGAUCUGAAAGAGACCCGGGUUGGAGGCCAAGUGCCUGGCAUGCGCGUCUUGAGGGAUUUCUUGUCGAAGUAUAACACGACGGACAUAUACAUGGUGUCGCAGAUUCCGAAGGAGAUGCGGCAAGAUGUGAAGUUUUUGCCGUUUCUACGUUGCGGCGGGUACUUGGAUUUUCUCGAUGUCGCGAACUUGUGGAUCGGACGAGGCGGCAGUAAGUCCGUGGUGCACUACGACGACCAGGACAACAUCAAUUGCAUGUUCUCCGGAAGGAAGAGAUUCAUUUUCAUGCACCCGAAGUACAAGCGGGAGUUCGAGGCGCACCCAAACACGGCGAAGAAUCGCUUUGGUUGGGUCGAUGCUGAUCUCGACAAGAACGUGAAAGGUUACGGUGCUUUCUUUGGCAAUCUUGAUGUUGAUCGAGUAGACUUGAUUAACCUCCCUGGGUGGAGCGAAGUGGAGUAUUCUUAUGCGGAGCUCGAGCCCGGGGAUUGCCUGUAUAUUCCCUAUCAGUGGUAUCACCAGGCGGCGGACGCGGAGCUGUGAGCGGGGCGCCCGUGGGGCCGUCUCGGCGCCCACGGCGGACAUCGCCACCGCCGCCGUCCCCCCCCAAAAAAAAGUUGUCUCGGUG